Trichoderma virens Gv29-8 is the source of this 5028-nucleotide messenger RNA. RefSeq lists its product as uncharacterized. Bases 1 to 5028 code for a protein of 1675 amino acids. The record is from RefSeq and is a predicted model, not a curated record. Gene Ontology annotation, biological process: chromatin remodeling. Lineage: Eukaryota; Fungi; Ascomycota; Sordariomycetes; Hypocreales; Hypocreaceae. Gene Ontology annotation, molecular function: histone demethylase activity. The transcript is spliced from 4 exons. Gene Ontology annotation, cellular component: nucleus.
AUGGCACCGAUUGCCUCGCUCAGCGCAGCCGCUGCCGCCUCCGGAAGUGCCAAUGUCAGUUCGCGCAGCUCGCCUGCGAUUGGGGCGUCCGCGGUCCCCUCAUCCUCGAAGCCGAAGCACAAGGUCAACUCCAACGGCUAUCAUCCUACGAAUCCACCCGUGCCACUGAGCUCCAUGGUCAGCGCGCCAUUGGAUCUGACCUCGGUCGAGAGACGCGGCCAGCCCACGGCGGUGCGGGAGCCGCUCAAGAAGAAAACACGACCACACGGCAUAUCAGAAGCCCCAACCUACUGCCCGACAGAAUACGAAUGGCGUGACCCGCUGCAAUAUAUCCAAAAAAUUACCUCCGAAGCAUCUCAGUAUGGCAUCUGCAAAAUUAUUCCACCCGAUUCAUGGAACCCCGAAUUUGCAAUUGACACUGAAGUAUGUGCUGUUGCGCCGACAUGGCGUCUACCCCUCGACCUUUAUCGCCUGAAGAAAGCCGUCGAAUCUAGAGGUGGAUUCGAUAAACGAUGGCUUUGCCCUUACGAAGACUAUCUGCGACUGGCAAAACCUGGAGUUCACCAGCAACUUGAACAAGAGUAUGGCGGCCCUUUAACACCGAGCCCCGCACCGACGCCCGUGAAGCGAUCUUCAGUCAACACCCCGAGCAGCGCCCGAGGAGCCUCACCUGCCCGACAAGCAUCGGAUGCCCUCCAGAGCAGCGUCGCUGGUAAAAGAGAGAUGGAUCGAGACACCCCCAUGGCCGAUGCGCCGCCUGCUCCCACCUCAGCAGGACCCACCUCUGGAUUUACAGCCAUCAACACCAACGGCGGCUUCACUGCAGUCAAUUCGGGCUUCACCAGCGUCAACCGUUCCACCAAUGGUGAUAGCAAGAGUUACACCCCAGACUCUAAGCGAUACGACAGCCCCUCCACUUCUACAAGAAAUACCCCCGAAGCUCGGCCAUCGGGGCUCGGCUCCGCUGUUGCACUGAAACGGCAAUUGAGCGUCGGCAGCCCAGCAGACUCAAUCAAGAAGGAAGGGGAUACCGAUAAGGAUGACGCUGAUAUGGCCAGCCGGCGCAGCAAGCGCCUCAAGAAGGAUAACGUGCCUACAGUGGCCGGUUCGCACAUGACCGUGUUUCGCCCCUCUGUCCCCAGAAUUCCCCGGGAAGAAGGCACUGCUGCCGGAAACAAGUGCGAGAAUUGUGGACGCGGUGAGGACGGCGGACCUCUGCUUGUUUGCGAAUCUUGUGACCAUGCGUACCACGGCCCUUGCCUUGACCCCCCGCUAAAGCGAAAGCCCGAGGCCGAGUGGAACUGCCCGCGGUGCUUGGUGGGAGACGGCCAGUUUGGGUUCGAAGAGGGCGGCUUGUAUUCGCUGAAACAGUUUCAACAAAAAGCAAACGAUUUCAAGCAGGGCUAUUUUGAGCAAAAGAUGCCCUUUGACGAGACUCUUCAUUGCCAUAGGCCGGUCACUGAAGAAGAUGUCGAAAGCGAAUUCUGGCGCCUGGUGGCAGACUUGGAAGAGACUGUCGAAGUUGAAUACGGUGCUGACAUCCACUGCACCACACACGGCUCGGGCUUCCCUACCGUCGAAAAGCAUCCGAAUAACCCGUACGCCACUGAUCCAUGGAAUCUCAAUGUUCUGCCCUUCCACCAAGACAGCCUCUUUAGACACAUCAAGUCUGACAUCUCAGGCAUGACCGUGCCUUGGGUGUAUGUUGGCAUGAUCUUUUCAACGUUUUGUUGGCACAAUGAAGACCACUAUGCCUAUUCAGCCAACUACCAACACCUGGGCGCGACCAAAACGUGGUAUGGCAUACCUGGAGAAGAUGCCGAGAAGUUUGAAACGGCCAUGAAGGAGGCUGUGCCCGAGCUGUUUGAGACCCAGCCGGAUUUGCUCUUCCAGUUGGUUACACUUCUCACGCCAGAGCAGCUGAAAAAGGCAGGCGUGCGCGUCUACGCCUUGGAUCAGAGGGCAGGCCAGUUUGUCAUUACGUUCCCUCAGGCCUAUCAUGCUGGCUUCAACCAUGGCUUCAACUUCAAUGAGGCUGUCAACUUUGCCCCCUGCGAUUGGGAGAAGUUCGGACAGGCUGGAGUUGAGAGACUACAGCUAUUCCGCCGGCAGCCAUGCUUUUCUCACGACGAGCUCUUAUGGACGGCUGCAGAAGGCAGCGUGUCUUCGGGCCUUACCAUUCAAACGGCAAAAUGGCUGGCACCAGCUCUUGAUCGCAUAAGCCACCGUGAGCGAGUACAGAGAGAAGAGUUCCUUACGAAGCAUACCGAGGCGUCUCCUCAUAGAUGCCAAGUCCUCGGAGGAAGCGAAGACUCCUGCCCGCUUACCUUUAAGAUCGACGAUAGCGAUGUUCAGGAUGAAGAGGAGCAGUGCUGCAGCUACUGCAAGGCCUUUGCAUAUCUGUCUCGCUUCAAGUGCCAUCGUUCAGGGAAAAUCCUGUGCAUUUUCCAUGCGGGAACACAUGCCUGUUGCGAUAUGCCAGAAGAGAAGCGGUUGAGGGGCGAGGAGCAUACGCUCAUCUAUCGGAAAACCGAUGAUGACAUGAUAUCGAUAUAUCAAAAAGUUUCUGAAAAAGCUCGCACACCCGAAGCUUGGGAGGAAAAAUAUGAAAAGCUCCUCGAGGAGGAAGCUACUCCCUCGCUUAAAACUCUUCGGACACUUUUGCACGAAGGCGAGAAGAUCCCCUAUGAACUGACUUCUCUUCCUAUUCUGAGGGAAUUUGUGGACAAAUGUAACGACUGGGUCGAAGAAGCCACCAACUACAUUGUCCGAAAGCAGCAGAAUCGCCGCAAAAACGAGAAAGUCUGGCAAAGUAACGGGCGUCGUGGAAGUGCCAAUAAUGAUCAGAAGGACAAGGACAAGGACAAAGACAAAGAGUCGCGCCACGUAAGCAACAUCCACCGCCUGCUUACGGAAGCAGAGCACAUUGGCUUCGAUUGCCCCGAGAUAGCACAGCUUCAAGAGCGGGCAGCCGCUGUGAAGCAGUUCCAGGAUAACGCCACCACCAUUCUCAAACAAAAUAUCGCCCAUCCCAUCGGAGCGAUUGAGGAGUUGAUUGAAGAGGGACGUGGCUUUAACAUAGACACCCCGGAGCUGGAGGCCUUGUGUCGGAGACUCGAAGAAUUGCGCUGGAACGAGAAAGCCAGGACAAGCCGUGGCCAGUUUUUGCUGUUGGCAGAAGUGCAAGAAAUCAUUGAAGAAGGGAAGCGGCUAGAGAUCCCUAGCUACAAUGAUCACCUAAAGUACUACUGCGACAAAUUGCAGGCGGGCCAAGCCUGGGAGGCAAAGGCUAGAGAACUUACCCAUGCCGAGUUUGUCCACUAUCCUCAGUUGGAGGCACUCACGGCCCAGGUACAAGCCAAUGCUCUCCCCGUCUCUCGCGAGACGCUGGCUGCAGUCGACCAGAUACUCCACAAGCAGCGUGAGGCGCACCGCCAGAUCAUCGACCUUACCGAUCGGUGCCGCGACCCCGAUUACAGAAAGCGGCCCAAGUACUCCGAAGUUGUCGAAAUCACGAGGAAGCUGGAUGACCUCAACUCGAAACCCACCGGCACUGUCGACCUGGAGAAUGAGAGAAAGCGUCAUGAGGACUGGAUGCGAAGGGGCAAAAAGCUCUUUGGGAAGUCUAAUGCACCAUUGCAUAUUCUCAAAAGCCAUUUAGAACAUGUCCUUGAGCGGAACACUGACUGCUUCGAUACGGAUCACGACACCCCCCGCCUUCCUGGAGAGCCCGUUUCGAGAGAAGCCAGCCCAGAGGCGGGAGGAAAUCGGUGGGAAGAUCCACGAUCGAGGCAGGUAUUCUGUAUCUGCAGAAAAAUCGAAGCCGGUAUGAUGAUUGAGUGCGAGUUGUGCCACGAAUGGUACCACUACAAAUGCCUAAAGAUUGCCCGUGGCAAAGUAAAGGAAGAUGACAAAUAUACUUGCCCGAUAUGUGACUGGAGAAUGAAGAUUCCUCGCGAUGCAUCUCGGCCCAAGCUGGAAGAUCUCAUUUCUCUUGCCGACGAGAUACCAGGCUUACCCUUCCAACCGGAAGAGGAAGAGGUUCUUCGGUCGAUAAUAGAUAACGCACAAAACUUUAGAGACAAGAUUGCCCAGUACUGCAACCCUCUUCUUUCGACGGAAGCCGAGGCUGAAACCCAGCGAUUUUUCCUCCGGAAACUUGAGGGCGCAGAGAUUCUGCUAUCAUACGAGACCAACUUCUUCCGUCAAGAGCUUCACAAGUGGUGUCCGGUCGCGCCAGAGCCACCGCCAAUUCUGCAGGUCUCUUUGAGCACGCGCAAACCUCGCCCCACGAAGCUCCAGAAGAUGCUGGUGGAAUACGGAGUCGAUAAUCCAGACGACCUCCCGGAGCACGCAAAAGGCAAGGCGAAUAGCUUGCGACGGAAAGCAGCGAAUGCGGAGGCGGCAGCGGCAGCGGCUCAGGCGCCAACGGCUAUGCCCAGCGUGCCCAAUCCACACAAUGCAGCAUACGGACCGCAGGCUUACUUCUCUCGCGCGUCCCAUUCAACAACUCCAAGCAUCUCUGCUAAUUCGCACGGGCAUGCAGAUGAAAAGUCUGAAUCGCCUUCGGAAAGCGGUGGUAUCAAGCUGGGGUCCGCUGAAGCAGAGAGUAACUUGCAUCCCAGUUUCCUGCGCGCUGGUGGCCUGCACUUGGCGGGUGAUGACUCAAGCAUGUCACUUGAGGAGCGGUUUACGCGUGGCCAGGACGAUGCGGAGAAGAACAAGGGCCUUGGAAUGUUUACUCGCUCUGAGCUGGGGAGAGACCAGGCCGAAGGGGUAUGGGGAUCAGAUUGGAGUAGCAGACAAAGAUCCAUGAGUGAGCACGGACGGUCCAUGACUCCCGCUGACUUGGACGAAAACAUGAAGCACGACGACGGCAAGGUUGACCAAAUGUUUAAAGAGAUGACGAAUCAAGACGAAGACGAAGAUCAAAAGAAGAAGGAUACCACGAUGACGAACGGAAACGUCACAGCAGACUUAUUAGAAAGCGAGAGGAAUGGGUUGGAUGCGAUGUUGGACGGAGAGUAG